Messenger RNA from Photinus pyralis (common eastern firefly), 1654 nucleotides. Its product is annotated as laccase-5-like. Gene Ontology annotation, molecular function: copper ion binding; oxidoreductase activity. The coding region runs from base 233 to 1654 and encodes 473 amino acids. The transcript has 6 exons. Gene Ontology annotation, biological process: iron ion transport. The record is from RefSeq and is a predicted model, not a curated record. Gene Ontology annotation, cellular component: plasma membrane. NCBI's taxonomy places the organism in Eukaryota, Metazoa, Arthropoda, Insecta, Coleoptera, Lampyridae.
UGAACAAAAGGGGAAUACAUUUGGUGAUUGGAAUACGUAACUCUGAAAUAAAUGUAAAGGUCCGCAGUCAAGUGCCUUGAACUCAAGAAGAAUUGGAUUUUAUAAGAAAAAUUAGUGUAUCAGGUUCAUUGUUCAUAGUUCAGUUUCAGAUCAGUCCACGUCGGCGUCAUGGUGGCAGCAGGACACGGUGAAUACGGCGGAAAUUGCGGACAAUGCAGAUUUUUUUUCGUCGAUGCACGGUCUGGUACAGACCCAUCCUAGUCUGGCGCUAAAGGAUAACGUAAAUAAUGUCCGAUUUAAUCCGACAAGAUCGCAGUUGCCAAAAGCGAGCGGAUCGAAGCAUUUAGAUUAUAGGACGUCCGCCACCGCAGAAUUGAGAAGAAACCCUAAUUUGUCUGCACCGGAUGAGUGCGCCAGAGCUUGUCGAGAAGGAGAACCGCCGAGGAUAUGUUACUACCAUUUCACUUUGGAGUACUAUACUGUUUUGGGAGCCGCUUGCCAAGUGUGCACGCCGAACGCGACCAAUACGGUAUGGUCCACUUGCCAAUGUAUUCUAGCGGAUGGUGUCGAACGAGGCGUCUUAGCGGCUAAUCGUAUGAUCCCCGGUCCCAGUAUACAAGUAUGCGAGGGUGAUAAGGUGGUCGUAGACGUAGAGAAUCACAUGGAGGGUAUGGAAGUGACAAUCCAUUGGCACGGCGUGUGGCAGCGGGGCAGUCAAUACUACGAUGGUGUUCCAUUCGUAACACAGUGCCCCAUUCAGCAAGGGAACACGUUCAGAUAUCAAUGGAUCGCAGGAAACGCCGGCACUCACUUUUGGCACGCGCACACUGGUCUACAAAAAAUCGACGGUCUCUAUGGAAGCAUCGUAAUCCGGCAAGCUCCCUCCAAAGACCCCAACAGUCAUUUAUACGACUUUGAUUUAACAACGCAUGUUAUGCUUCUGAGCGACUGGAUGCACGAAGACGCCGCCGAACGGUUUCCCGGACGUCUCGCAGUGAACGUCGGACAAGACCCCGAAAGUAUGCUUAUCAACGGCAAGGGUCAAUUUAGAGAUCCCAACACCGGAUUCAUGACCAACACCCCAUUGGAAGUAUUCACGAUAACACCUGGUCGAAGAUAUCGAUUCAGAAUGAUUAACUCAUUUGCAUCAGUAUGUCCUGCUCAAUUAACAAUUCAAGGACACGACUUAACGCUAAUAGCAACCGACGGCGAGCCGGUACAUCCUGUUCGAGUGAACACAAUCAUAUCCUUCUCAGGUGAGCGGUACGAUUUUGUCAUCAACGCCGAUCAACCUGAGGGCGCUUACUGGAUUCAAUUGAGAGGAUUAGGCGAAUGCGGUAUCAGGAGGGCGCAACAACUAGCCAUCUUGAGAUAUGCUAGAGGCCCUUACCAACCUGGCACUCCUGCGCCAACCUACGACUUUGGAUUGCCCCAAGGAGUGUCCCCAUGGCCCAUCGAUGCGUCGUCCAUGAUUACGGUUGUUGUUAAGAUCAUCAACGGAUUCUUCCGAUUGUGCACCGUGCAGCAAAACGAGCCUCAUGUAUUUGCACCGGGUCUUCCUGUGUUCCAACUAGUGGCCCAUUGUGAUACCAGACUAACGAACGAAUCGAUUGGGAGGUUCAAUAUGAAAAGGAAAACCAAAGUGCCAAGAUAG